Messenger RNA from Lepidothrix coronata (blue-crowned manakin), 4538 nucleotides. It is a transcript of the gene CUNH4orf33, whose product is annotated as chromosome unknown C4orf33 homolog. The transcript is spliced from 7 exons. The record is from RefSeq and is a predicted model, not a curated record. Lineage: Eukaryota; Metazoa; Chordata; Aves; Passeriformes; Pipridae.
GGCUUUCGGUUUCCAUGUGAAGCCGGGCUUCUUUUCGGGAGCCGCAGCGGCGGGGUGUCUGAAGGUGUAAGAAAUCCCUCGUUAAAACUUCGCUUGAGGAGUUUUUGGGUUAAAGUAUAUGGAAUUUAGAAUUAAACACAGAUGGGAUGGUUUGCCUGUGAGCCAUAACCUGGUUAUGAUUCGGCUGAGGCCAGACAAUGCAGGACUGCUAAUGGAAGUUCAUGGUCCCUUCUGUAAUGACCCUCAAGCACCACUUGGAGAGCCAGGGAAACCUUUCGAUAGGCUGUGGGACUAUGAAGUUCAAGAAGCCAUUUUUCCAAGUGACAGAACUGAGCACUCUUUAGGAGUUGACCUUUGUCCCCACGGGCAGCACUUACUACUGCUGCUUUCUGGCAAAAGAAAAGUAUGGAAAAAAGAACUUCCUUUAGAGUUUGAGGUGACCAUAAUGAAAACCAAAAGGGAGGGUAAAGCUCAUAUUCCUUGUAAUUACUUUCCACCAUAAAUGCACUAACAAGUUCAAUGAUUUGCAAUUCAUGGCUCAAAAGAAGAGAGGAAAUACAAAGCACUUCAUCUUGUGCCUCAACAUGAACUACAAGAAGGACAGAAAGCAGAUUUUUAAACAUAAAAUUAACUCUUUUAGUUGCACUAUUGUUGGAAUACUUAAAGAAAACCAAUCUAGUUUUAGGACUGAGUGGCACUAGUAUUUUAAUUGUACUGCUUAGCUCUGGAUCCAUUGGUGCUGUAUUUUGUAUAGAGCACUGAGGCAGAUAGCUGUAAUCAGUGCUUGAUUUCCAUGUUAUCCCCUAGGUGUAUAGAAAACAAUGCAUUCAAUACUAUUGACAUCUGCUUGAUCACCUUCCUGAGCUAAAUCAUAGAUAGGUUGUUCUACUUUUCCCUUGCCUCCAGCACCUCCUGAAGUGCCAUUUAGUGAUAAUUUCACCAGAUAUAUUUCCUGUAAAUCUCUUUUGCUACUCCCCUACUGUUCUAAACAACUUCACCUCUACAGAUGGCUCCAUACUGUAGAAAAAAUUGAAAAGGCAGACUAAACCAAAAAGCAUAAUAAAAGGAUACCCAGUAUCAUUAGAAGAACUAGAGAAUCUUGAUUUUUAAAUUGUGCUUUGGGCUUGUUUAUUUUCUUUGGCUGUGUGGCUGAGAUGGUUGGUCUGAUAAAACUUGUUACUUCUGGUCAUUUUUUAUAAAUUAACUAGCUCUAGAGAACAGACUAUAUUUCCUAUGCAACCUUGUCACACAACAUACAAUGACAAGUAAGGUAAAUCAUAGAUAAAUUACUCUUUGUUGCCUUUUUUUUUAAGAAAAACUUAGGUUCUGCAGCUAUUUAUUUUUAAAAAUUCUAAGCUAUUGCUAAUAAAAUACAUUAGCAGUGUUCUGUGAGAAAUUGAUAUUUUUAUUUCUCUGUAAUAGCCUGUAAUAAUUUCAAGAAGGGAUUCUUUUUACAGUAUUGCUUUCAAAAAAAACCCUUGUAUUUUUCAGACCUUGGUAGCAGAUGCGAUUAUACGAAGAGGCUGUUCCUUGCUGCUUUCAUUAUUCUUAGUUUGUCUUUACUCUUACAAAUUACCUCCUAAUACAAGAGUUCCAUUCACCUUUUUAAAUGAUUAAUGUGGUGUCAGAUGUUCUAUUUACUGUUUGGCGGUUUUUUAAUGUAAGUAUUUAUUAGCAAUUGGCUUUGGUGCCUUCCUUCUAUUGUUUCUGUAUGAUAGCCUAAAGAAAAAAUUCUUAACAAGAAAUGAUUCAUAGUAUUUAAAAGAAAAUGAGGUUUCUAGUCUUAUAAAAAAAAUAUAUUUACUGGCUUCCUUAUCCCAUCCAGUCUUCCUUUCCUCUGUAAGUUGGUCAAGACUUGUAAAUUUUGGCUCCACUGGAGUGCGGAUAUGUCAUAAGGCAAGAUGUCAUUGCUCUUUCUCUGACAGCGGUUCCAGGCAGCAUAAGCUGAGGGAGUUUAAAAGGCGAGCACUUUGUUAACUUCACUUUCUGCUGGGUGAUACUUCUUCAUAGCUGAGGAUUUUGCCCCGUGCUUUACAGUACAAGUCAUUGUCUGGAAUUUUUCAAGGAUUUAGACAUGAAAGAAGUAAUAGGAGAAGACUGGAAGUAGCUGUGAUGGACUGAGAUGUUAUUAAUGUCUUAAACAUUGUCAAAAUCAUAGAAAGCCUUUUUGUCAAGCUGCAAGGAAGCAACUGCCUGUCUGCAACCACUGAAAUCCCCCCCUCUUCCUCAAUAUGCUUCUUGACUGGAAUUUGGACUGUGAAGGGAAGCUUGAGAUAAGACUAUUGUCUAAUCAUUUCAGGUCUGAGGAGAAGUAAACAAGGCUCAGGGAAUCUGACCUAGCUGAGCUCAGUGGGUGGCAGAGGAGAACGGUUCCGGGAGUGUGAUGGCAAAAUCUCUCCACACGAAGCAGAGUAAACUGCCCCCCUCCCCCCCCAGGAUGACCACGUACAUAUGGGGCAUUCACAUGAGAGGCAGCUGAGAAGGGGUCAUAAACAAUCAAAGACCCCCAAGGUAUCCCUCUCACCACCAAGACCAGAAAAAUGGGACCUAUGGGAUGCUGCCCAAUUACAUGGAGUAGUAAUACAUUUUCUAUUUUUCUCUCUCUCACUCUCUUCUUGCCCUCACCACCCUUUUUCUAUUUCUUUCUAUCUCUCUCUGUCUCAGAUUUACUGUUAAAUACACCAUUCUGAGCAGAGUUUUUUAAUAUCAGAUUAGUAAGGCUUUCCUUGACACCAAAGUCAUCAAUCAGUCUUAAAAUCAACAGUAAAGUAUGUGGCUCAGUUGAUUCUAAAUGAAUGAACAGCUCAUGUUUCAAUUCAUCUGGGUAUGGAGUUUUUCAUCUGUGCAAGAGAUAAAUCUAUUGCUACCAAUGACAGUGAAAAAAUAUGCUAAAAUUACAGCUGUGUUUUCAUGAGAGCUCUAAAGCCUGAUAAGGCCAAUACCUGGCUUGAAAUCAUUUGGAUUCUGGUAGUUGCUGCAUUUCUGCUGUAUUUUCACUGCUACUUUUUUGUUUCUUGACUGCUGAAUGACAUUCUUAUAUGCCUAAUUUUUCGAUCAAAAUCAGCAGAAAAAAUGCCUCCUUCAGGAACAGAGAGAAAUGUAGCUUUCAUGGAUUUUGGUGUCCCAGUACUUGCACUGCAAGUAUAACACUACCCUUUCCUCUAUGUUCCUAUACUUGACGUUUUCCCUAGCCUGGUGCCAAAGUGAGAACUUCAUCUGUAUUACAGACAUCUCGGCUUCAAAUUCAGUGUGGAGUUUCUAGUGAUACUUAGGUACAGAGGAUAGAUUUAGAAAAGGUUUUAUGAAUUUCAGGAAAAGGUUCUGGAACACAUAAUGUUCAGUAUAAAAUCUUUUGAUAGACUUGAGUGCCUACAAAUGAUGGUUUGUCCUGUUGUAGCAGGAUAGCCCACCCUGAUAAGGCCUAGAAUCUGAUCAGAGAAUGCAUGCAAUGCAAACCAUCACUCAAGCUAUCAUGCAAGUUCAACUGCUGGUACCAGGUGCUGUCUUGGUAUUGAAUUAUGCUAAAACCAGCCUGGUUCACCAGAUUUCGAAUCCUGCUUUUCUGAAGCAGAAUUUGACAGAUAAGCUAGUCUGCUUGCCUGUAAUCUGUGACUACCAGAGUAUAUAGUUAUAUAGUCUGGCACAACUAUAAAAGCCUGGUCCACCUUUCAUUUGGCAGACUCUUCCACACGCUUCCUUGAAGUGUGGAGCUUCUCCCUGAAGCAGGGAUGCCUCUUCCUGGUUACUCCCUAGGGGUUAAAAGAUCUUUGUGCUAUCUCAUCUCUACCAAUCUCUACUUAAUGAUUGUUUCUUUUGUUAGCUUUGAUACAAUUGGUUUAAUAUAAUUGCUUUGUUACAGCUUUGUUACUUUAUGUUAUAUGAUACCCUAAUAGGAGAUUUUUAGCUUUUAUAUUGUGUAGUGUAUAAUUCUGAUUAUGGUCUUUCUUCUGUUCGCUUGUCUGUUCAUUUGUGAUAAUAGAUAAUUCAUUUUAUAUAAAUAUAUCCAUUUUGCCAUUAUUAAAAACUUGCAGAACAAACUGUUUUAAUCACACCUCUAUAAUUCCUUAAAUUUAAACUGUUGACACACUCCAAGGCUAAGAGAGGUUUCAGGCACACCUCAGCCCGUCUUCGAGAAGGACUUUAGAAAGUAAGGGAGUCCUUUUUGCACCUCGUGAUCAGCAGCAGGGUUUUUUUUUUAAAUAAGUUUGUCUAAACCUUCCACUCUCCCUUGACAUACAUCACCUUAAGGAUAUAGCAAAGAAGUCUGAGAAUUUUUUUGCAUGCCACUUAGAUUUGGAAAUACUGUACAUGUAUGUAGCUAUAUUUUCUACAUGUUGGCAUGAAUAGUUUAAACACUAGUAAAUACUGUUAAAUGGUAAUAUCUUAUCUGUAAACUCUCACAGGAUUUACAAAUUACAUGUUCCUUUUAUUUUGUCUAGCAUAGCAAGUACUGCUUGAUUUUGGCUGCUGACUUAGUCCUAUAUAAAUUAACUUAGAAAAUGGGAAGCUUGCCCACUAAGCAGAUUCUACAUCUGAAA